Mesocricetus auratus (golden hamster) is the source of this 1394-nucleotide messenger RNA. It is a transcript of the gene Tnfaip8l1, whose product is annotated as TNF alpha induced protein 8 like 1. The transcript is spliced from 2 exons. Gene Ontology annotation, cellular component: cytoplasm. The record is from RefSeq and is a predicted model, not a curated record. Bases 116 to 676 code for a protein of 186 amino acids. Gene Ontology annotation, biological process: negative regulation of TOR signaling; regulation of apoptotic process. NCBI's taxonomy places the organism in Eukaryota, Metazoa, Chordata, Mammalia, Rodentia, Cricetidae.
GUGGCCUCCUGCCCAGCCGCCCGCUCAGAUCCAUCGGCCAGAGCCUUUGGCUGCACGCAGCACAGAGGUCCCUGCACAAAAGUGACGGCCAGCCGGAUCCUGAGGAGCAGGGCCCAUGGACACCUUCAGCACAAAGAGCCUGGCCCUGCAGGCCCAGAAGAAAGUUCUCAGUAAGAUGGCCUCCAAGGCCAUGGUGGCCGUAUUUGUGGACGACACCAGCAGCCAGAUCCUGGACGAACUGUACCAAGCCACCAAGGAGUUCACCCGCAGUCGGAAGGAGGCGCAGCGGGUGGUGAAGAACCUGGUGAAGGUGGCGGUGAAGCUGGCCGUGCUGCUGCGGGCGGGUCAGCUGGAUGGCGACGAGCUGGUCCACUUGCAACGGUUCCGGGGCCGGGUGCGCAGUCUGGCCAUGACAGCCCUCAGCUUCUACCAGGUGGACUUCACCUUCGACCGGCGAGUGCUGGCCGCAGGGCUGCUGGAGUGCAGGGACCUGCUGCAUCAGGCUGCUGGCACGCACCUCACCGCCAAGUCCCAUGGCCGCAUCAACCAUGUCUUCGGCCACUUUGCCAACGGCGACUUCCUGGCCGCGCUGUACGGCCCGGCAGAGCCCUACCAGGGUCACCUGCGCCGCAUCUGCGAAGGCCUUGGGAGGAUGCUGGACGAGGGCGGCAUCUGACCUGGUCUGGGGACCGCCCCCCCCCGCCGAGAACACCACCACUCGUCCCAACUUCUGCUCCCCCUUCUGCUCCCCAGACGCUGUCUUGCAGCCCAGGCUCUCUAAGUAGCUGAGGCUGACCUUGAACUAAUGCCGCUGCUCCUGCAGUUGCCUCCGGAGCGCCGAGGUGGUGGGUGUGCUCCACCGCUCGCUGUUGGCCUUGUCAUUCUUUCAGACAAGAGCGUGGAGAACUGGGAGAAAAGACUUGUGCUCCCUACCCUCUGGCCCCUGCCAAAUGCCCAUGUUCCCUUCCUAAUUCUCAGGCCUCCCAAGGUGACUUGCUUUAGGAAAUGGAGUUCAAGCCCUGACACCAGACUAGGACUGAAGCCGUCCCAGCCUGCCAGGUGGGCGUUGGGAUCCGGAGGGGACACCAUCUGGGACUGCAUCUGAGAAAAACUGCAGGGGAGGUGGCUCAGCAUGUCGGGGCGCUCGCUGCCAAGCCUGAUCAUGGAGUUUGAUUCCCAAAACCCGCACAGUGGAAGUAGAGAACCAGUUUUGGCAAGUUGGCCUCUGACCUCCACGUGGCCCGCCCACGUGACCAUGCACUGAUGAGCUACAGAUCUGCUGGAGUCCUUGGGAGGGAGGAGCCUGGGGAUCUCAGAGGCUGUCCCAGCUUCAACAGGGCAGAGCUACUGGAGACACAUGUCUGUUAAAUUAUAAAGUGCUAUUUGGGAGUCAA